CUCCUCCAACGUGUAACAGAUUGGAGUAUUCAAAACCUGAGAGAAGUGCCUGUUUUCAACUUUUUACACAUACUGAGUAUUAGUUCUUUGGAGAGCACAAGACUACUGCUUUGAAUUCUAACAACAACAAAAAAACGGCUGUAGACCAACCUGUCUAAUUGACAAAUAUAUUAUAGGCUACAGAACACAUUUUCAUGGUGCUCUCUUUAUUUGCUCCUACUGGAGUAAGGAAAAGGUGUUCGUAACCAGUGCUGGAUGUCACCUCCAGUUCCAAUGGAUUAUAACCAGGCCAUGGCUCCUCCAGUGCCGCCGCACAAACCCAAAACGACCCGGCCACUCGAGGCUCAGGAGCGGGUGUUGAAGUGCGUACUGCUCGGCGAUGGAGCGGUUGGGAAGACCAGCCUAGUUGUCAGCUACACAACGAAUGGCUAUCCAACGAAGUACGUCCCCACUGCGUUUGAUGACUUUUCAGCGGUGGUGCAGGUGGAUGGACACCCUGUGAGGCUACAGCUCUGUGACACUGCUGGACAGGAUGAAUUCGAUAAGCUCCGUCACUUCUGCUACUCGCGCACCGACGCCCUCCUCCUCUGCUUCAGCGUGGUCAGCCCUGCCUCCUUCCAGAACGUCUGGGAGAAGUGGGUCCCAGAGAUCCGCCGGCGCUGCCCGCUCACGCCCAUGCUGCUGGUGGGAACCCAGUGUGACCUGCGCGAGGACGUCAAGGUACUGAUCGAGCUGGCCCGGCGGAGGGAGAGGCCCGUGGUCGAGGUGGACGCCCGCGCCCUGGCGGACAAAGUGGGCGCCGUGGCAUACGUGGAGUGCUCAGCGCUCACCCAGAAGAACCUGAAGGAGGUGUUUGACGCGGCCAUCGCCGUGGGGAUGAAGCACGCCGAUAGGAGGGCGCGGCGGGAGAGGAAGGUGCGCAGCACGGCCGAUAAGAUGAAGACACUGUCCAAGUCGUGGUGGAAGAAGUACGUCUGUAUCCAGUAGAGAGAGAAAGAGGAGAGGGAUAUCGACUAGGACUAUGAAACUGGGACUGGAAACGUGUUCAGAUGAGCCUAUGUUGUUCAUAUAGAUUGAAGGACUUCUGUCUUAGCUCCUCUCAGAUGACCCCACGUUUUCAAAAUUAGGGUUGCAAAAUACCGGGAACUUUCAUUAAAUCCCCUGGUUUUCCCGAAAUCCCAUUUGGAGGAUUCCUGAAAUCAGAAGGGAAUAAGCAGGGAAUCCAAAAUCUUCCAAUUAGGAUUUCUGGAAAACCAAGGAAUUUAUUAAAAGUUCAGGGAAUUCUGCAACCCUAGUCAAAAUGAAUGGAGUGAGGGGAUGGACUGGGGAGUGAGAGUGUCUCAAGUUGGAGGAGAUCCACUGAUUGGUUGAUUGCAAAGAGACUGACAGGACUGUGCUCCAACCACUCCCUGUCUGCUUGAGCUGGUCUGAACUCUAACCUUUGAGCAGAGUGCUAUCACAGAAGAUCAAGGAGUAAAACCAUCAACAUGAUUGACAAUGCAAUGGAGCAAAGAGCGAGUUGAACUCGGAGCAAUAAGGACUUUUAUAUGAACUGAUGGGUGGGGAGAGGAAAAGAAUGGGAUGUACUCUUAUACGCCACCCUUGAAAAAACGAUUUAAAUACUAUAUCAUGAUGUGCUGCAUAAAGUAGGUAUCCCCCCCAUCAUCAUACCUGAUAUACGUUCACGUCCAUCUUUUAUGCGAUCCACAUGACUCUGUAAUCAAACAGCCGAUAGAUCUCAUUGGUAGAGCUAGACGGAAACAAACUGAGGGACUAACAUGGCAUUCCACUCAAACUCAAACCAAAUGGCACUACGAUACGAAUACAGCUACAAUACAUUCAUAUCUACAAUCGUACCAAUUGCAUUUACAGACAAGACUUUAGGGGUAUUGAUAAGGGACUUUUCCACCGAUUCCACCUGGCCCUAGUCAUCACUGUCAGCAGCAUGACCUGGCCCCAGGGUCCUCUGGUGGUGGUCACUCUGUCAUUGCCAGUAAAAAGCCAGGGGGUGGAGGGUUAAGCCUGGUGUGUCUGCGUGUGUUUAGGGGGUGCAUAUUUAUGUGUGUUUAACCACAUGACCGUCUGAGGUCCCUAGCCCAGGUUGUGUCUGUCUGCUGCACUACAUUGUAAGUGUCUGUUGAUACAGCUGCUGCCACUGUCAGUAGACCACACGGUGAGGGACUGGGCUCCCCAGACAGAAAAGAGCUCCUCAUCAAUACACAUUAAUGGUCAGACCUUAAAGAGCGCUCUCAACAAUACACCCCCCCAUUGAUCUCCACUCAACCUACUUUAACUGGCGAACUCGGCGGUUUCCAUCCAAUAGCCACUCCUCAACUGACGGGAGUCUGUAAGCCGUUGAGAGCGUUGUCUCACUCUGCCGGAGUGAGGAGAUUAGAUUGAGGAACACAAGGUCAUCGAGUGGUGCCACUGUAAAUGGCACUUAUCACGCUUAACCCAAAUACUUUGUUGGAGUCGUGCCAAUGAUGCCAUGCAAUGGCCUUUGGACUGCACAGGCUCUGAUGCCUCACUUUGUCAUUUGAAACGUUUGAUCUUCACCCUUCCGUGAGAGUCGCAAGGUUUUCACUCCGCUGUUGAUCACUACAUUUUUGUAAUUACAGAACUAUAUUAAGUUCACUGGCGCUCGUUCUCCUCUCCAGCAACCUCAUGAUAAACGGAGCGAAUCGCCAACGAAACCAAUUGUAUUUGCUUCUUAUUUUUCAGAAGCCUGUCUGUAUGCUCUCUGUGUGUAUCCCUUUAUUUGGGGCAUCAACUAUAAAAUGCACAGCCACUGAUCAACCCUACAAGCAAAUGUAUGAGAAAUUAAAUGUAUAUUUUGUCUAACAAUGUUGGGUUUUUUGCAAGGUAAUUUUGUGUACAUUUUGUUCUGUUUCCAUCACAAACUAUCCCUAAACACCCUAAAUGGUGCCGAAUGAGACAGAAGUGUUUCACUUGCGGUCUGAUACUGUCAAGGACUGUUUAUAAAAGCAACAGAGAUCUAAAUAAAUGUGAAAUCUUAACAAAAAA
Messenger RNA from Oncorhynchus tshawytscha (Chinook salmon), 3024 nucleotides. RefSeq names its product rho-related GTP-binding protein RhoU. Gene Ontology annotation, biological process: small GTPase-mediated signal transduction. Lineage: Eukaryota; Metazoa; Chordata; Actinopteri; Salmoniformes; Salmonidae. The coding region runs from base 256 to 987 and encodes 243 amino acids. Gene Ontology annotation, molecular function: GTPase activity; GTP binding. The transcript has 3 exons. The record is from RefSeq and is a predicted model, not a curated record.